ACCAAGAUGGCCGUCGUGUAGUCGAUGGGGUUAUAUUCGUAUCACUCCAGAGGGAAAAUGACAAGUGCUCUUAUAGUACAGAAAGAAGAGACACAGGUCAUUAGGCACCUUCUUCAGAAAUUUGGUUUCUGGGAUAAUAAAAGAAGAUUGGAGAUGCUUUCUGCAGAGUAUGUUGCUAUUCCCAUCACUGUAGAUGCUCUCAGUUGGGCGAACCUGGGGCUUCAGGACAGGUGCCUUCCAUGUCAGAUAAAACAAGUGGAUCUUGCCCCAUCAAAGACAUCAGUCCUGGAACCUCCAGCUGUCAAACUCAAGAGGCAUGUUGGACAAUUACUGGCUGACUCAGGCAGAGUUGUCUCCCCUGAACUUCUGGAAGAUUUGCCAUCUCGCUGGGAAAAACAUGGGGAUCUCAUUUUGUUUUCCAACUCAGCCUUCACCAGUGAUGUUUGGUCCCAACUAGGCUUUCCACUGUGGAGGGUAGUGUGUCAGUGUCUAGGUGGGUCGCGCCUGGCAAGGAAGUCAAGCGUCUCAGCAGAUGGCUUCCGUAGCCCCCAGGUGGCUCUGUUGUAUGGAGAUGAUAGCUGGGUGGAGCAUGAGGACAAUGGCAUCAGGUACAGCUAUGACGUGACACGCUGUAUGUUUAGUAUUGGAAACAUCACUGAGAAACUUCGUGUUGCACAGAUGGAUUGCAAGGGGGAGACUGUGGUGGAUCUGUAUGCAGGAAUAGGCUACUUCACCCUUCCAUAUCUGGUGCAUGCUGGGGCGGACCGAGUGAUUGCCUGUGAAUGGAACCCUGCUUCUGUGGAGGCACUCUGCCGUAACCUGCAGCUCAACGGUGUACAGGACAGGUGCACUGUCUACAUGGGGGAUAACAAGCACGUGUGUCCUGUGGAUGUGGCAGAUAGAGUCAACCUGGGUUUGAUCCCAUCCUCCGAGACAGGCUGGCCCGUGGCCUGUGCAGCUCUUAAAUCUGAUGGUGGUGGGGUUCUACAUAUCCAUGGAAAUGUGACAUCUAAGCACCCAGCAUGCAAUACUGACACAGAUAACCUUGAACAUGUGGUUGCUGAAGGUUGUGAAGGUCAUUCAACUCUCUCUGUUCACCAAAAGCAGCUUUGAUUACUGAACCCAACACAGUGUGUUCUUGUGAUGUGAAGUCUGUUGGAAGAUCCUGUAAAGAGGCUCAGGAAUCAAGUGGGGUAAUAAUCCCACCUGAGACUGAUGACUGUAACUGUGGACAUUCAAGAUCAAACCCUAAACAUACUGACUCAGACUCGGGAGUAGUAACAAAACCAGACGCCAGAAACGUUUCCUGCAACAAGAAAUUGAGACCUGAGUGGAAGAGUUGGUCCGAGGGAGUGAGAGAUAAGGUACAGAGCCUCCUUGAACGUGGCAAUAACACUUGGACUGUCACCAUUCUACAUACUGAACAUGUCAAGUCUUAUGCCCCUCACAUAGAUCAUCUAGUUCUCGACCUUGACUGUCGACCUCAUACAUGACAACACUAUACUGGGAGAUGGACGACAGAUUAUUAAUGAAGGAUUAAUGUUUCUUUCUUCCAUCUUAGCACCAGUGACAUUAAGGAGGACAGUGUGACGAGGAGAGGUGGACAUUGAUGAAAGAAUAAUUAUUUUAUGUUUAUUAUUAGUUUCAACAUAAAUUGGUAUUUAUCUAUGCA
Messenger RNA from Haliotis rubra (blacklip abalone), 1672 nucleotides. RefSeq names its product tRNA wybutosine-synthesizing protein 2 homolog. Gene Ontology annotation, molecular function: tRNA methyltransferase activity. The transcript has 7 exons. Gene Ontology annotation, biological process: tRNA methylation. Lineage: Eukaryota; Metazoa; Mollusca; Gastropoda; Lepetellida; Haliotidae. Bases 25 to 1113 code for a protein of 362 amino acids. Gene Ontology annotation, cellular component: cytoplasm. The record is from RefSeq and is a predicted model, not a curated record.